UGUACUGUCGAAUUAAUUCUACAUCAAGGUAAAAGGUGACAAUGCAGCUAUUUGUACAAGCGGGAGAGAUCCACACCCUGACUCUGUCAGGUGAGGAGACCGUGCAGGAUGUCAAGACACUUGUGAAUGAGACAGAGGGCUAUCCUCUUGAGGACCAGGUUGUCUUUUAUGCUGGCAAACCCUUGGAUGGCUCUAUCCAGCUUGGCACUCUGCCCGACCUGGCCACCGUCAAUGUGGAGCUCAGACUGUUCGGAGGAAAAGUUCACGGUUCUCUGGCUCGUGCUGGUAAAGUGAAGGGUCAGACUCCAAAGGUUGACAAACAGGAAAAGAAGAAGUCAAAGACUGGCCGUGCCAAGAGAAGAAUGCAGUACAACCGACGAUUUGUCAAUGUUGUUGCCACAUUCGGACGCAGAAAGGGACCCAAUGCCAAUUCAUAACUUAAUUUUAUGAUGUUUGUGACCUACAUGGAAUAAAGCUCCAAUCUGCUA
Molecule: messenger RNA, 488 nt
Organism: Liolophura sinensis
Lineage: Eukaryota; Metazoa; Mollusca; Polyplacophora; Chitonida; Chitonidae
Product: ubiquitin-like FUBI-ribosomal protein eS30 fusion protein
Exons: 5
Coding region: 42-437 (131 amino acids)
Biological process (GO): translation
Cellular component (GO): cytosolic small ribosomal subunit; ribosome
Molecular function (GO): protein binding; structural constituent of ribosome
Source: RefSeq, a predicted model, not a curated record